GGCAGCAUCCCCUUCACGCUCUGCAUUCUCUGUGAUUUCUGCUGAAGCACAAACAAAAAGAUCAACUAAGCUCUGCUGGGAGGAUGAACAACAAACACUGAUGCUUCAGGUUAUUUCCUUUUUUAAACAAGAGCUUUUUUUCCAGCCACAAUUUUAUCAAGACCACAGAGCAAGACUUAACUCCUACACUGAUCUGCAUCUUUUUCAUUUCUGAUUCAAGUUGCUCCUUUUCAGGGUUUUUUACAAUAUACAAAAGCGCUGAAUGCAAAAGGUCCGGAUCUCACUGGAAGGAGGAGAGAUGGAACAAGGAGAGAUUUAAAUGAGCUGUGGAUUCUGUUUGUCAUGACGAAGCAUGGAGAAGACAUCUGUUUGCGUCUCUGCACACUGAUUCCUGUUUGGUAGCUGGCUUAUCUCACAAAACAGUAACAUCGCGUGCUUCGAAUCCUGCUUUUGAGAAAAAAAAAAAAAAAAAAUCAACUUCUGCUCUGAAAUGCUCCUUCUCGUGAACUUUCAAUGCAGGCAUGAUGUCUUUCAGGAUUUCACUUUGAGCUUGAGCGGAAUUAGUAUUUGCUUUCAAACUUAGGAGUCAUUUUGCAUGCAGACGCCUUCUCUCAACUUAUGUUUUGCAUCCCUCAACCUCUCAGCAAUCUCAGCCUCCCCAUAAUCACAGAAUUAGACCUUCUAGGUGCAUUUUCUUCUUGUGUUUUCUUCUCUUGUUUUUUGCCUGAGAGCAAACUGGACUUAGAGCAAGUGCAUUGCAGCUGACACUCUCUCCUCAUCCACAAGUAGCUCUCUAUUUUUGUCACCUUCCUUCACUGCAGUACCUUCCAUUCUGACACAAUGUUCGAGGAGCUUUGGAACUCCACAGAUCAGGUUGGCCUCAAUGGAUCAGAAGCAAACUUAUCUCGAAGACGUUCGUAUGGCAUAGAAGAGGACGGGAACCAGCAUCCUUUUCUCACUGACGCCUGGCUGGUACCGCUCUUCUUCUCUCUCAUCAUGCUGGUCGGACUGGUGGGCAACUCUCUCGUUAUCUAUGUUAUUUCCAAACACAGACAGAUGCGAACAGCCACCAACUUCUACAUAGCAAACCUGGCUGCCACCGAUAUAAUCUUUCUGGUGUGCUGUGUCCCCUUCACUGCCACUCUCUAUCCCCUCCCUGGUUGGAUUUUCGGCAACUUCAUGUGCAAAUUUGUUGCAUUUCUGCAGCAGGUGACAGUACAAGCCACAUGUAUCACCCUGACUGCCAUGAGUGGAGACCGCUGUUACAUCACUGUUUACCCUCUCAAAUCUCUCCGUCACCGCACCCCAAAAGUAGCCAUGAUAGUCAGCAUUUGCAUAUGGAUUGGCUCCUUCAUCUUGUCCACCCCAAUUUUAAUGUACCAGCGGAUUGAGGAGGGCUACUGGUACGGUCCGAGACAAUACUGCAUGGAGAGAUUUCCCUCCAAGACGCAUGAGAGAGCAUUCAUCCUCUAUCAGUUUAUUGCCGCCUACAUGCUGCCGGUUCUCACAAUCUCUUUCUGCUAUUCGAUGAUGGUGAAGAGAGUAGGUCAACCCACUGUGGAGCCUGUUGACAACAAUUAUCAGGUCAACCUCCUGUCUGAGAGAACCAUCAGCAUCAGGAGCAAAGUCUCCAAGAUGGUGGUGGUGAUCGUCCUCCUCUUUGCCAUCUGUUGGGGUCCCAUCCAGAUCUUUGUGCUUUUCCAAUCUUUCUAUCCAAACUACCAACCCAACUACACAAUGUACAAGAUCAAGACCUGGGCCAACUGCAUGUCCUAUGCCAACUCCUCAGUCAACCCCAUUGUUUAUGGGUUUAUGGGAGCCAGCUUUCAGAAGUCUUUCAGGAAAACCUUUCCAUUCCUUUUUAAACACAAGAUCCGGGAUGGUAGCAUGGCGUCAAGGACUGCCAACGCUGAGAUCAAGUUUAUUGCAGCAGAGGAAGGCAACAAUAAUAACGCUGUGAACUGACUCUGAGAAUUUAAAGAUAAAAAGUGAGAUUGUUGUUUCCUGAGAAACUCACCUGUCAGCCAAAAGAUCCUGUUGUAACCGACAGAGAACAACAGAUUCAUCUUGAAGGAAAACACUGUGCUCGGCGUUCAUUUUCAUGUUGUAUUAAUUUUCAUAUUUAAGCAAAUGGAUAUGAACUGUUAUUUGAAACUGCAGUCGGUCAAAGGUUUAUAAAAUACAUCUGCAACUUAAAUGUAAAUGUAUUGCUUUUGCUUGAGCUCAGUUUAUGUUAGAAUCAGAAUCAGCUUUAUUGUGUACACAAACAAGGACGUUUACGUUGGUUUCAAAUGCCCACAGCAUACAGAGAUUAAACAUAGAUUUGUGAAUUUUAAUUAUUUUUUUCUUUUUUUUUUUUUUUUAGAAAAGCACAAAAUACAACCAGGUGUAGUCCUGAGGCAUUCUGAGGAACAACCUUGGAUCAGAUGUCAGAUAACGUCAGUUUGCUUGACAAAAGCUGAUCUUUUCUGGGUUUUUAGUAAGUAUGUGCUCUGUGUUAACUCUUACAGGGACCAGAUCUCGACAACUGGUGGGCAGGCUCUAGCUUAAUGGUUUCGCUUUUGUCCAGGUGGUAAGGGGAUCUGAUGGAGUGAGUUGCAACUGCAAGCUACAAAAAAAAGAAUAAAUAAAUAAAAUAAAGUAGUACCCACAAGAAGUAGUGACUACUGCAACAGUAGAAGCAUCCCAUUGGUGAGGUACUCAGUCUUGAUUACUUACAGCAAAAAUCUGAAAUUUGCCUCAAUGAUGAAACAAAUUGUUCUAAUUUUUGCAAACAAAACUUACUGUAAUAUUUUGCACAUUUUGUAUUUGGGCAAACUGUGAUCAUAUUUCUAACUUACAAAUAAAUGAAAAUUCUGGUGUUUCUGUUUACAUGAAGCUUUUUCUGACUUAGCUUUCUUUUCUUUUAAAGUCUAAAUUACCUCACUAAGGAGCUAAUAAAUAUCAUAGCUUAUGAAAGUCACAUUAAGGACAGAUUAUUAUCAGGUGCUGGUAGUCUGAGCCAGAAUAAAGGGAAUUCAAAAGGCUUUUCAUAGUCACACAGAGCAAUUUACAUCAAUUUUCUCAGAAUUACUAACUGCUGAAGUAUUACUUUUAAAACUAUUUACAGUGUA
Messenger RNA from Xiphophorus maculatus (southern platyfish), 3113 nucleotides. RefSeq names its product KISS1 receptor (gene kiss1ra). NCBI's taxonomy places the organism in Eukaryota, Metazoa, Chordata, Actinopteri, Cyprinodontiformes, Poeciliidae. The transcript has 5 exons. Gene Ontology annotation, cellular component: membrane. Gene Ontology annotation, biological process: neuropeptide signaling pathway. Gene Ontology annotation, molecular function: G protein-coupled peptide receptor activity. The record is from RefSeq and is a predicted model, not a curated record. The coding region runs from base 841 to 1965 and encodes 374 amino acids.